Molecule: messenger RNA, 2091 nt
Organism: Psylliodes chrysocephalus
Lineage: Eukaryota; Metazoa; Arthropoda; Insecta; Coleoptera; Chrysomelidae
Source: the annotation of a GenBank genome assembly
AUGGAUACGAAUGAAGAAGUAUUUACGGUGCAGGGAUUAGGAACCCCAGUACCGGUUCAGGUGGAGGGUGUUGAAGCAGGCCCCACUGGACCGUCAGCCAGCUACUGCGGCUCCUCUUCGAUGGACCCCCAGGUCGAAAGGAGUAUAAAUAUUACUGGAGCAAAUAAUUGUGAUUCUUCCUCGUUGGCAAACCAGGACGAGAAGAGUGGCCCUAUUACUGGAAUAACAAUCACGGAAAUGGACAUCAAUCCGUUUUCAAGAAGAGACUCAAUAAAUCGCACUCCUACUAAGGGAACAAAGGCAAAUGACGAAUCAAUUAAAGAGCCGGAGACAAAAGAAGAUACCCCAGAGCAACAAACAAAACGAAAAAGAAUCGAACUAACAACACAGAAUGUAGAAAAACAGUGUGAGAUUAAAGGAAGUAAAUACGAAGAAAACGUGGACAAAGCAUUAAAGGUAAUAGGACAACUAGAGAAGCUCGUUGGAAGUACAUACAAACCAAAAAAGGAACUUACCGACAUCACAUUCAGACUAACUCACUGUGCUCAAAAAAUUAGAAAGGAAAGAAGAGAAUCGGGAAUAGAAAAUACGAAAAAAGAAACAACAGAUAUUGAGAAGAGACUACGCAUCGAGAAUCAGGAUUUAAAAAUGCAGUUGGAAAACCUAAAAGAAAAGCUGUUAUGUCUCACUGAAAUAACAACGAAUAAGUCCGUGAACCAGGAAGAAAAAUGCGAGGCAUGCAAAGAGGCAGACAGAAAAAAGAACAGGAGAAAAGUACUGAAGCUCAACGAAAGUCUCGAAUCGUUUGAACAAGUUACAGAGGAAGAUUGGGGAGAAGAAAUCUUUACGAGACUGAAAGAAAUCAAAAAGCCGAUAUGGGAUGUACCGAAUGAAUACAGCGUUAUAAUUCCAUGUAAUGUAAACUUUGGGUCGAAACAUAAGUAUAUUGCUACAGCUUUAGAUAGGUUCGGAGGUAAGACCGGCUUAAAGACACAAAACAAAACUACAGGUGAAAUAGCCAGAAUGACAUACUCAUUAGGCUUUCCAGAUGAAGGAGGACAUUUUAACUUUAAUUUUAGAAACCUUUAUUACCCUAUAGUUGAAGAAGCCACCAGAGAACUAGACCAUCUGACUCUGUUUCAAACUAUAAAGGAAGUAAGAAACCUGUUACAAAGAGAAGGCAAAGAAAAGAUCGCGGUACCAGAACUCGAGGGAGUGGAGGGAGAAAUUCUUAAAAGAAUGCUAGAAUACCUAUUUGUAGAUACAAGUAUUGAAAUAGUUGUAUGUAAGGAAGUUAUUCCAUUAAAACGAAACAGAAGGAGCACGCUAGGAGAAAAUCUAACUGAAAAACCAAGAAAAUCUAGAAAAGAAGCUAUUCUGGUCAAGUCAGGUGAACAGACAUACGCCGAACUCUUGAAAACGGUAAAACAAAAAAUAAACCCAGAUGAUCUUGGAGUGCAAGUUAAAGAAAUCAAGAAAACAAGAAAUGGAGAUCUACUACUAACUGUCGAAAACGGAUUCGAUAAAACAGAAAUAUUAGAAAAAAAAAUUAAAGAGGAGCUCCCACAAACUAAGACAUCCCUAUUGCUAAAUAAAAAGAUCCUUCACAUUAGAGACCUAGAUGAGACAAUAACUAUAGAAGAAAUUAGGGAAGCGAUAGCCAGUCAAAUAAACGUAAACCCAGGUAGUUUUGAAGUAAGAGCACUAAGACCCUCGCACAGUGGCUUACAAAAUGCAACAGUGGUCAUAACAGAAGAAGGCGCAAAUAAACUAAAUCGGGAACGGAAGCUGAAAGUAGGUUGGACACAAUGUCGGAUUGAGGAGAGAAAAAAAGAAUUGAAAUGCUACCGUUGCUGGGAGUAUGGACAUACAAGAGAGAAAUGCACUGGACAAGACAGAGAAAAUAGCUGCAUGAAAUGCUCCAAAGAGGGACACAAGGCAAAUGAAUGUCAAAAUAAAGCAUAUUGUAUAAAUUGCAAACAAGAGGGACACCAAACGGGAAACCGUAAAUGUACAAAAAAUAAAAAUCAUCCACAACAAGCAAUUGAGAACGAUGUAUUUUCAAAUCCCCAAAAUGGCUUGGAACAGUAA